This is a messenger RNA of Setaria italica (foxtail millet), 1033 nucleotides long. RefSeq names its product formyltetrahydrofolate deformylase 1, mitochondrial. The record is from RefSeq and is a predicted model, not a curated record. Gene Ontology annotation, biological process: 'de novo' IMP biosynthetic process. Bases 31 to 963 code for a protein of 310 amino acids. The transcript has 7 exons. NCBI's taxonomy places the organism in Eukaryota, Viridiplantae, Streptophyta, Magnoliopsida, Poales, Poaceae. Gene Ontology annotation, molecular function: formyltetrahydrofolate deformylase activity.
UCUGAAUAUCUGAUUCUGCCAUGCCAUGCCAUGCCUCGUCCUUUUGGAGACAGACAGAUGAUGUCCUCGGCGCGCCGGCCGCUCUCCGCCGCCGCCGGCAACCUCCUCGGCAUCCAUCUCUUCCAGUGCCCCGACGCCGUCGGCAUCGUCGCCAAGGUGUCCGAGUGCAUCGCCUCCCGCGGCGGCAACAUCCACAGAGUCGACGUCUUCGUCCCCGACGACAAGCCCGUCUUCUACUCCCGCAGUGAGUUCACCUACAACCCGAGGCUCUGGCCGCGUGAUGACCUGCGCAAGGAUUUCCUCAAUUUGUCAUGCUGCUUCGGCGCACAAAGGUCCACCGUACGAGUACCUGACCUUGACCCCAAAUACAAGAUCGCAGUCCUCGCUUCAAAGCAGGACCAUUGCUUGUUUGAUUUGUUGCACAGAUGGCAAGAAGGCAGGCUUCCAGUUGACAUUAACUGUGUCAUAAGCAACCAUGAUAGACCGCAAGACAAUCAUGUGCGGCGCUUUCUUCAGAGGCAUGCAAUUCCAUACUACUACUUACCCACCACGCCUGGGAACAAAAGGGAGCAAGAGAUACUAGAAUUGAUUCAGGGCACAGAUUUUGUUGUGCUGGCAAGAUAUAUGCAGAUUAUGUCGGAAAGCUUUUUAAAAGCAUAUGGUAAAGAUAUUAUUAAUAUUCAUCAUGGGCUUCUUCCCUCAUUUAAGGGAGGCCAUCCUUCCAGACAGGCCUUCAAUGCUGGGGUGAAGUUGAUUGGGGCAACCAGCCAUUUUGUCACUCCCGAACUUGAUGCUGGGCCAAUCAUUGAACAGAUGGUUGAGAGAGUUUCUCACAGAGACACACUGCAGAGUUUUGUUGUGAAGUCUGAGAAUCUUGAGAAGCAGUGCCUAGCAGAGGCUAUUAAGUCAUACUGCGAGCUUCGUGUCCUACCAUAUGAACUGAAGAAAACUGUUGUAUUCUAAUUUUUCUUAUGGAUUGGCAUUGUAUUAAUUUUCCCAAAGCAAGCAAUAAACGAUUCAUUUUUUCUAUUUA